This is a messenger RNA of Larimichthys crocea (large yellow croaker), 2307 nucleotides long. It is a transcript of the gene sumo1, whose product is annotated as small ubiquitin like modifier 1. NCBI's taxonomy places the organism in Eukaryota, Metazoa, Chordata, Actinopteri, Sciaenidae. The record is from RefSeq and is a predicted model, not a curated record. The transcript is spliced from 5 exons. Gene Ontology annotation, molecular function: protein binding. The coding region runs from base 120 to 425 and encodes 101 amino acids.
GGCUCUUACUUUGAAAGGGUCGCCCCGCUGCGUCACCUCCGGUCGCUGUUAGACUCUCACAACAUCAGCGAGUGGAGCUAACGCGCUAACAUCUAUUGUGAGGAGCACGGAGCAAAAACAUGUCGGACACGGAGACGAAACCAUCCAGCCAAGACGGAGGAGACAAGAAGGACGGAGAGUACAUCAAGUUAAAGGUGAUCGGACAGGACAGCAGCGAAAUCCACUUUAAGGUGAAAAUGACGACACAUCUGAAGAAGCUGAAGGAAUCUUACAGCCAGAGACAGGGCGUCCCGGCGAGCACGCUAAGGUUUCUGUUCGAGGGACAGAGAAUCGCAGACAACCAAACUCCAAAAGAGCUGGGGAUGGAGGACGAGGACGUCAUCGAGGUGUAUCAAGAACAGACCGGUGGACUUUGGAACGAUUAAACCUCCUGCAUUUCUAAAAAUUUUAUUUUUGUUUCUUCUUCUUCUUUUUUUUUUUUUUGUAUUUUAUUUUGUAUGUAUUUACGUAUUUUUUGUUCCGUUUCAAACCAUCUGGAUCAAAAAACGACUUUUAUCAGGGCUUCCAUGUGUGAGGGCGGGGAGGGUGGACGGACUGAGGUAAGGACGAAGCGGGUCUCUGAAGUUGCUCACGUCGUCGAGCAAUAGCAUUCAACGCAACCGUUGCACCCAAAUUUACACCCUCCGGAAAACUUUAGUUUGUUUAGUUUUGUCUGCAGAUGCACAUAAGGAACACUCUGCUUUGAAAAGGGACAGUUCGCCCAAGAAAAGUCCUGUUUCGUGAACACGUUUUUUAAUCUUUUAGAGCUUUUAAAGCCAGAAACGAAUGACGGAAAACGUCUGCGAACCCCUCCUGUAAUUUCGGCUUGUGUCUAGAGGACUCACACCUCAUUUUGCACAGCCGGUGUCGUCGCUGUCGCUCAUUUUCGGGCAACCAUUGUCACUUGAGAAGCUCAUUUUUUUUUGUCUGUUAAUGAGCGGCGCUGUCGACGAUAUCGGCGGUGACGGCAUGAGUCGUAAAAAGGUGCAGCAAGGCACUUCAUCUCGGUGCUUUUCUGCCAGAAAAAACACCACAGACACAAAAACAUGAAUAUUUACUGGUUUAUCUUCUAGAUUUUUUUUUAGUUGUCGCUCUGCACCCCCUGUUCUGGACGUUGCCUGACAAGAUGCGGCGUCUUCUAUGCAGCUUACAAGCAAAACUGGAGGUGCAUUUUUUGGUGAAUCAUCCUGAAAUAUUUGAUGGAGGAGGCCGUGUCGGCUGAGCAGACAGAUUUUUGGAUGCACUGUUCCUUUGUUUUUGUUUUUUAAAAUCAGUGACUGAAAACUGGCAUCUAUUUAUCGUUUUGGUUUAAAAAAAAAAAACAAAAAAAAAAGUCUGCAGAGGAGUUGGGCGCACCAAGUCAGAUGCCUAAAGACGCGGUUACGUCCACGUAAAUCUACCAUGUGUGAGACGUUCAGGGCCGGAGGGUUUGACUUGAACACAGUGUGUGCUCAUAAACGGCUGGAUCACUGCACGGUCUCUCAUUAUCUCGACGUUUUGUUUCUGUACUGCCACAAUCGGACGAAGUGCACCCUCGUGAAAAAUUGUAAAAUCGAGAUAAUUGAGCUGAUUAUGGUGAGAUUUUAAGAAAACACAUUUUAAAUAAUUGUGCUUUACUUGUAUAUGUUGUAUUCAGUAUUAGAGUGUGUUUGAAUGAUAUGCCAUGUUGUAUCUCCAGUGUCGUCUUUUAUUUAUACUUGAGGGAUUCAUUCUGUGAUGUAUCUGAAUAUAUACGCUGACAGUCGCACGGUGUUCCUAGAUCAGACAGAUGACGUGUGGCUUUGUUUAUAACGCUUCUUCUUCUUCUUGUGUUUGGAAUGCUACUUUUUAAAUCUGUAUAAAGUUCCUCGAGAAGGUUGAGAUCUUCAGCAGCCCCCCUGAUUGGAUUCGAACUCCCUGAAGGAUGAAACAACCAACAAGUGAUGUCUGUUGUUGUGAGUUUGGUUGUUUCCACCUUCGUGGAAGCUGCAGUGGACGAUGGUUGAACUGCGGCCGUCUCUACUGUUUGUCAAGGCUUUAAAGGAAGUUUUUCAAAAUAAAACAAAGCUCCCCUCAAUUGGAUUUUUCCUCAAACUGGCCGACUGUAACCGUCUUAACUUUGUGCAUCGGUGAACUCCACCCAAACCCCCCCCCUUAGACAGACAGACAGGUAGACAGACAGGUGAUAUGAGCCAUAACACUGAUCUAUCAGUGAGGUGAUGGGACUGUUCAUCAUUAGAGGAACGUUGAUACAGAUGGUUUGAAAUUCUGGAGAUGAGUUUUUUUGUU